Molecule: messenger RNA, 2828 nt
Organism: Carassius carassius (crucian carp)
Lineage: Eukaryota; Metazoa; Chordata; Actinopteri; Cypriniformes; Cyprinidae
Product: heparan sulfate glucosamine 3-O-sulfotransferase 4-like
Exons: 2
Coding region: 692-1948 (418 amino acids)
Molecular function (GO): [heparan sulfate]-glucosamine 3-sulfotransferase activity
Source: RefSeq, a predicted model, not a curated record
GGAUGAGCCCACGGCUGAUGCGCACAUCACGUCUACCAAUCAACGCGACGCGUUACGACUGCGCGCUGCACUCUCAGCCACUGAGAGCAGUCAAUGAAUAUUUAUGGCGAGGCUGCUCACUCUCCAGCGCUCAAAGUUAGUGGAUUAGCAGUGGGAGGAUGACUGCGUGAUACAACAUCAGCACCUCUUUUGGAUUAAGAUCCAGCGUUUGCGCCGAUUGCCUCUUGAAAUCAGCGGUGUGAAGGACAGCGGUGUCAAAACUGCACUCCAGAAGCGGUAUCGAGUGCAGACGUGCCCUGCACAUCACUUCAGAGACUUUGCUAUGUAUUUGCCCCUUUUCUUCUAAGAUGCCAAGACUUCCAUCAGCAUCAAUACCCUCAGUCUACAACCGAGAGGGCUGCUCGUUUGGAAGAACGCCCGACCGCAGCCGUUCUCAUCUGCAAGUUCAUUCCGAUCAAUUGUGACAAAGGCUGUCAGCGUCGGAAUAAGAAAUCGAUACUCGAGACGUUCUUCUGGAAUUUUAACGAUCCGUUUUCCUCGAGCGAAGCGCGCGGUGGAGAGCGGGAUCCUCCUCGCACUUUCAGAUGUUCGCGGUGUUGAUGGUGACAGAUUAUUGUUGUUGAGUGUCCAUGCGAGACUUGGGGUGGAAACAUGUCUGGCCACUUCUCUGAGAGGGUCGCUGCUAUCAGAGAUGGCAUUUUGGUCCAGCACUUCGGUUUUUACUUCUAAAGUGCCCCGGAAGAUCUUAUUCAUGUUCACCCUGUCCCUUUCUGUCACCUAUCUGUUCUAUAGCUUGAUGAGCUGUUACAACUCCUUCCAGUUCCAGGAGAACUACGUUUAUCAGGGCAGGCUCGUGACAGAGGAGACAACUUUUGUUACGCUGAGGGAGAAACUUUACUCGACCUCUUCCCAGGUUUACCUCGACGAGGAGUUCGUCGAGAGUACGGCCACAGAGCAAACCAUCGCCGUCUCGAGCGUUAGAAAUAGCGUGGGGAUCGACGAGAGGACAGCGGGAUGGGUGCGAGCUCAGGCGGCUACAACGCGCUCCGCCGCCGCUGCUGCUGCUGGAGAGCCCCUGGAAUUCAGCACCACGGACAGCGAGCUUCGGAGAGCGGUGAACUGCACCUCGGAUUACGGGGUUAAAAAAUUGCCACAAGCCAUUAUAAUCGGAGUGAAGAAAGGGGGGACAAGGGCUCUGCUGGAAGCUUUGCGAGUUCAUCCCGAUGUGCGAGCCGUUGGGAAUGAGCCGCACUUCUUUGACAGGAACUACGAGAAGGGGCUGGAUUGGUACAGGGAGCUGAUGCCGUCUACUCUGGAGGGACAGAUCACGAUGGAGAAGACGCCCAGCUACUUUGUGACAAACAGCGCCCCGAAGCGAAUCCACUCGAUGGCGAGAGACAUUAAGCUAAUCAUAGUCGUCCGCAAUCCAGUGACCAGAGCCAUUUCGGACUAUACUCAGACGCUCUCCAAGAGGCCAGAGAUUCCCACUUUCGAAGUGCUGGCCUUCAAGAACCGAACGCUGGGUCUGAUCGACGCGUCGUGGAGCGCCCUGCGUAUAGGGAUCUACGCGCUUCACCUGGAGAGCUGGAUGCAGUAUUUCCCGCUCUCGCAGAUGCACUUUGUCAGCGGAGAGCGGCUUAUCGUUGAUCCGGCCGGCGAGAUGGCAAAGGUGCAGGAUUUCCUGGGACUCAAGCGUAUCGUUACUGACAAACAUUUCUAUUUUAAUAAAACCAAGGGAUUCCCUUGCUUAAAGAAGCCUGAGGACAGCAGUACCCCACGGUGCCUUGGCAAGUCCAAGGGCAGAACUCACCCCAAAAUAGACCCCGAUGUCAUUCGCAGACUGCACAAAUUCUACAAGCCCUUUAACAUGAUGUUCUACCAAAUGACAGGGCAAAACUUUCAGUGGGAACUGGAGGAGGACGGCAACUCGCCUGGCUUUCGGGACUAAACCGCUGCUGCUCUCCGCACCACCAGCCUUCUCAUAGCCGAACGUCCCUCAGUGUUCCCUCGAUCUGUGCUUCAACACGCCAAUCGAUCGUUCCUGUCUUUGCGAAAGUGUGUGUACCCAUAGCGAGAGUGCUAAUCUGUCAACCCCCAAUACCAAUGGUGUUUAUGAUGGCAAACAUGGUUAUUGUACAUAUUAUCCCGAACAUAAAUAUAUUUAUAUUUGUCAAUAUAAGAGGAUUUUAUUCAUUUUCGUCAGAAAGAGUUGCUAUACGAAUCAUGUCUUCUAUGAUGAUGCAUGCGAUGAGUUAAGUGUCCUUACCCACCGUCACCCUGAGGGUUUUCUUUUUAAUCUCUCUCUUUUUUUUCGCACACCAGCAGCGAGUGCAGUACAAUUGAGUCUGAUAGCUGAGGUUAUUUGUGGAUUCGGAAGACUAGAAAUAACUACAAUCAAACACAGAUCCUCUAAAAUGAGAACAUUUCAGCUAUUUCUGCCCAAUUUUAUGCAUACAGUUUUGUUUUGUGGCUAAUACAAUUUCAGAGAGUUGGGUCCAAAAGCUUACACUUCUAUAUGCAUUUAUUUAAUUAUAUCAUGUAUUCAUAUCAUAUUAUAGGAUGCCAUAUGUUAUCAGAACAACAGUUGUACUGCAUAUAUUUCCUUACUUAAUCCUCUUCGUCCCACAUGGGUCUUAUGGCCCAUUUUUCAAAUCUUAAAACAUUACAGGCAUCAGGCUUUUGGACCUUACAUCUUUAACAAAUUAGCUUGAAGAAUUGCACUACAUGCAGUACUUUUUUUAAUUAACUCUUCGAUUUAAUUAUAUGUUCACUUACACUACUGUUCAAAAGUUUGGGUUCGGUAAGAUUUUUUAUUUCAUUUUAUUUUA